Meloidogyne enterolobii is the source of this 941-nucleotide messenger RNA. Lineage: Eukaryota; Metazoa; Nematoda; Chromadorea; Rhabditida; Meloidogynidae. The record is from the annotation of a GenBank genome assembly.
AUGGCCGCUCGUUUUCGUGUUAAUCUUGUUGAAAUGGACGAUCUUCAACGGGAAAUUAUUGUUCGUUCCCGGGACAGUAGUUGUUUACAAGAUUUACGACGAACACUUGAACGCAGUCGUGAAAACUUGAAUGCAGUGUGUGAGAAGGAAACUCCAAUUAUAGCUAAUCUUACAAUGCCCCCACCUCCACUUUUUCAAGCACAAUCAUCUUCCAUUUCUAUUGUAUCUCAACCACCGCCUCAAUCAUCAUUAGCAUCUUCACAAUUUCCUUCUAUUUCUCAACAACUUCAGAGUUCUGCGCAAUGGACGCAAGCAGCAGCCAUUUCUGCUAGCAAUGGACGAAGACCCUCGCCUACAAAAAGGUUUUUUUUGAUAUUUAAGAAAGUAUUUAUAAUCUUAAAAAGCGAAUUUCCUUUGGCAAAUGUUGGAGGUCAAUUUCAACAAAAAAUUCCAUCACUUCUUCCAGAAUUGAUAAUGUCAGCAAAUGCUCCUUCACUUUCUGUCACUGGGCCUCCACCAAGCUUCUCAUCACAAAGAGGUGGACUCUCUACUACACAGCCAGUUUAUGGUGGAGUUAGACGUGAACAUCAACCACCAUCCCAAUUUUCUGAUAGUAAUCGUUCCCGUUGGGCAGAUCGUUCAGGACGAAGAGGCGGCCCCUCUCACCGUUUGGGAAAUAAUCAACGCUCAGGUUCGAAAUCGCCGCCAUCCUCUUCCCAGUCAUUUUCGAGUCGAAGAAGGGCCCGAACUCCACCACCAAGCCAUCGUAGAGUAACACCAACUCUACAACAUAGAACAACAAUACAAAGAGAACAACAACGAGAUACAAAUGUCUCUACAACUAGUGAAUUCCCUCCACCUGAAAAGAAAAAACGUGUGGUAGAUGAGUCAGAAUUAAGUGAGGGGGAAAUACUAAGUGAUGAUGAAUGAGAAUUUUUUUG